Molecule: messenger RNA, 531 nt
Organism: Vespa crabro (European hornet)
Lineage: Eukaryota; Metazoa; Arthropoda; Insecta; Hymenoptera; Vespidae
Product: glycine-rich cell wall structural protein-like
Exons: 2
Coding region: 94-378 (94 amino acids)
Source: RefSeq, a predicted model, not a curated record
CAUCUGCAUCAUUUCGCACUUGUUCUUUGUAAAUAAGCAGUCGAUUAAUAAUUUUCCUCGUUAUUAAAAUUUGUGAAAAAAUAUAACGUAAAAAUGUGGAAGAUCUUCACGUUUAUUUUGCUUCUCUGCGCAGCAACAACUUUAGCUUUUCCUUCGAUUCAAGCAGAAACAUACGAAGGCCCCAUGUUGAACAGAUUGAAUAGAGCUGCUGAUCAUUACGGAGGUGGACAUGAUGGACAUGGCGGUGGAUAUGGCGGUAGUAGUGGACAUGGCGGUGGAUAUGGCGGUAGUAAUGGACAUGGCGGUGGACAUGGCGGUGGACAUGGCGGUGGAUAUGGCGGUGGAUAUGGCGGUGGACAUGGCGGUGGACAUGGGUAAAUAAACUGCGAACGUUUAUAUAGACAGCUUAUACAAAAAAAUGCUAUGACAAAACUUUCAAAAAUAUGUAGAAUAACUAGUAACCCGUCCAAUAUUAUAAUAACUAUAUUUUGUUAUAAAGAUUAUUUUGAAAUAAAACAAGAUAUUUACCAA